AAUUUAGCCAACCAAAAAAGUACAGUAGAACUAAAAGGAAAGCAAACGAAAACGCUUUUAUAUUUUAGUACAAAGAAAACGGAGAAGAUUGCAAAAAAGGGCCAUUCAUAAUUACUUUUAUCAAAUCAUGUUUGGUGGAGGCAGAAGCAUGGGAGGAGGGAUGUUAAGAACAGUUGGGAGAGCAGUUACGAGAACUGGAGUUACAAAUCUCCAAGAACCCAUUUCAUCAUCUUCUUCUUCAAAUUCCACUACUACUACUGCUCCUACUUCGCCUAGAAGGACUACCCAGAGCAGGCAUAACUCUCCCAAUCAUCUCUCCUUGUCUGCUAUCACUUCGUCUUCACCUUUUUCUCCGCAUAACGUACCCGUUACGGCUUAUGGGGUGCCCACCUGGCCCUCUUUUGGGUGUGAGGAUUAUGAGUGGGUGUCUGUGGAUGGUGAUGAUGGAAAGUCUCAUGAUGACUUUAUUCUUGGUUCUGUUCCUUCCGUUGAUGAAGUUAAUAACGCUGUCUCUGCGCUUCAACAGGCUUUCGACCCUGCUUCAUACUCCCUCGUGAGAGAUAAGUAUGCCUAUAAUUUGGACAAGGAUGCUGAGUUGGAUUGGGUAGAGCCCUCACUGCAUCUGAGUAAUUCAAGAAUGUUGCAGCCUUAUGGACCUGACAGAGUUUAUGAUGCUUUUCAUUUAUUACAGACGGAGCCAUCUAUUCAGAGAAUGGUCGUUUCAUUAUCUUCAGAUCAAGCUGUUUGGAAAGCUGUUUUGAACAAUGAAGUGGUUCGGGAACUGAAGGAGUCUUUCUAUGCAGCAGCUGAAGACAGCGAAUCAGAGUGUUCAACUGAGAUUUGUGAUGACUCCAACCCUGCAAUGAAUAUCAUCAAGUGGAUUUUUCACAACACUAAGGCCAGACUCAUUGAAGUAAUUGAUAAAAUUACUCAUAUCGUGAAUGAGGUGUUCAAGCCUUCUGAUGACGAGACGCCAACAACAGGAUCUAAAACAGCAGGAGCUACAGAUCCAUUUGAGGAAAAGCUGAGAACUUCAUUCCUUCUAUCCGUCAUGGUGCUGUUGUUUGUGGUUGUGACUAGAGCUGGCAGGGCUUGACUGUAAUUUGACGACAUGACAGGUAAUACAUUCUGGUAGGGUGACUUGUACUGCUAGUCUUAUAUAUGAAGUUAUGCUUGUAAAAUUAAAAACAAUGAAAGUAGGGAGACUGAAGUUAGCACAUUGAUGUGCAGUAUGUAAUGAUAUGAAUAUUGGGACGUGUUUAUAUUUUGUAAAGAGAGUGACUUUGACUC
Messenger RNA from Pistacia vera, 1290 nucleotides. RefSeq lists its product as uncharacterized. The transcript has 4 exons. Bases 128 to 1096 code for a protein of 322 amino acids. Lineage: Eukaryota; Viridiplantae; Streptophyta; Magnoliopsida; Sapindales; Anacardiaceae. The record is from RefSeq and is a predicted model, not a curated record.